Messenger RNA from Platichthys flesus (European flounder), 819 nucleotides. RefSeq names its product MAM domain-containing glycosylphosphatidylinositol anchor protein 1-like. The record is from RefSeq and is a predicted model, not a curated record. Bases 376 to 819 code for a protein of 147 amino acids. Gene Ontology annotation, molecular function: axon guidance receptor activity. Gene Ontology annotation, cellular component: axon; plasma membrane; neuronal cell body. The transcript has 5 exons. NCBI's taxonomy places the organism in Eukaryota, Metazoa, Chordata, Actinopteri, Pleuronectiformes, Pleuronectidae. Gene Ontology annotation, biological process: synapse organization; homophilic cell-cell adhesion.
UUUUCUUUUUUUAUUGCGCAGGGAAAGUGGUUUUAUUUAUUUUUGGGAAAGAGGGGACUUGCGCCGCGGCUGCCAGUCUGUGCUUGACAAUUAAAAAAAAAAAAAAGUUUAACGUACCGAGGAGAUUAUUUGAGGAGACUCCAUACCCGAUCACCACUCCCCGGGAAUUGUAAAGCUCGCGCCGGACGCCCACUGGAGGAGGAUAUAUAACUUUUAUAAGACAUUGUGUGGAGAGACUGGGAGACUCGGGCUGGUGGAGCGGGAGAGCGGAGGAAUCAUCGCUGCAGCCGGGGAGGAGUGCACGCAGCGCCGGGUAGCAGGCUGACCCAAAGGACGGCACCUCGGAGAGAAGGUUAUGACGGAGCUGAGCUGAACAUGGAGCUUUUCUGGAUUUUGUUAUUUUCUAGUGUCUCUCCUCUCGCCCGGGGCCAAGGUGUUUACGCUCCAGCUAAUGCCCAGAUCGUGCACUCAGGCGCAGCAUGUAACGUCAAGGAUGAUAACAUCAGCGAGAGAAUCUACACCAUCAAAGAAAACGACACACUCGUGCUCCAGUGUCUCGUCAAGGGACACCCACGGCCUGAGAUACGGUGGACGAAGACGGCAGGCAGCGCAUCAGAAAAGUUCCAAGAGAGACCCAUCUACAACGAGACGCUACGCAUCAAGAGCAUCCAGAGGGGGCAGGGGGGUCGCUACUACUGCAAGGCCGACAACGGGGUGGGGGUGGCUGCCAUCAAGUCCAUCCGCGUAGAUGUGCAAUGUGGGAAUGGCUUCCAGGAGUAUCUGAUGACUUACGGUGGAGAUGAUGAAAAGCAUAGUUGA